This is a messenger RNA of Leptopilina heterotoma, 1020 nucleotides long. RefSeq names its product trypsin-1-like. NCBI's taxonomy places the organism in Eukaryota, Metazoa, Arthropoda, Insecta, Hymenoptera, Figitidae. Gene Ontology annotation, molecular function: serine-type endopeptidase activity. The transcript has 5 exons. Bases 110 to 988 code for a protein of 292 amino acids. The record is from RefSeq and is a predicted model, not a curated record. Gene Ontology annotation, biological process: proteolysis.
UAAUUUAUUUAUAUAUUUAUUUACUUAUUUAUAAAUUUUCUUAUUUAUUUAUAUAUUUAUUAUAUUUAUUUACAUUGUGCAUAUUUUACAUAUUUUACUUGAAUAAAAAAUGGACAGUCGAACCUUCAUAAUUUUAGUGAUUUUGGGAUUUGUUACACUCUUCGUCAAAGGACACAUAAACUUGGCAGAUGUCCCCUGCGGUCAUGGUGCAACCGGGAUACGUCGUAACGCCCGAGUGGUCGGAGGGCAGGACGCCAUACCACGUGAAUUUCCUUGGCUGGUGAGCAUCACAAGGAAAGGAGGACACUGGUGCGGUGGCACAAUUCUCAACUCGAAAUUCAUUCUCACUGCUGCACAUUGCUUCUGCUCUGGAUAUGAUAAAAUAAAUUUCAAUCAAUUUAAAGUGACGUUGGGUGAGCAUAAUCUGAAGCAAACAGAAACACCGCCGGCACGAGUGGAAACUAUUAGUACAAUUACGAUGCACCCGGAAUUUAAGUGUAGAUUUUAUGUUAACGAUGUGGCCCUUGUGGAAACAACUAAUUCCAUAUCCUGGUCGGAAAGCGUUCAGCCUGCAUGUUUGCCACAUGAAACAGGUAAAUCUGGAUUUGAUGCUUUCAAUGGAGAAGAUGCAGUAACCGCAGGAUGGGGUUGGCUCGGUGAAGAUAAAUCAAAAGACAAAAGAGCGGACGUGCUGCAAAAAGUUGAUGUUCGCGUUUUGGAGAAUAGUGUAUGCAACGAGUGGUACGCCAGUCAAGAGAAAAAAAUUCGCGUCGUAUCGGGACAAAUGUGCGCCGGAUAUGAAGAUGGUGGACGCGAUUCAUGUUCGGCUGACAGUGGUGGACCCUUGAUGGUCGGAAGUCAUUCCGGUAGUACGAUGGUCGUUGGGGUGGUCUCAUCGGGAAUUGGAUGUGCACGACCUCGUCUUCCGGGUAUAUAUACGCGAGUCUCAGAAUAUAUUCCUUGGAUUGUGCAACAGGCUAUUCCGUAAAACCGAGAAAUAGUGCUCCCAAGAAUAGUGAG